AUGGACGAAGAGGCUAAGUUGCAUGCUGUCGUUGCUGGUGAGGGGGCAGAACCUGCUAUUGCUGCUUGCCGAGAUUCUGUCCAUGCUUCAGAUGCAGCAACCUCCUCCAUUGCCGCCGGACUCAUGAUGUGCCCUGUUGUUGAGAGCGAGAAUCGAGAGUCAAAGAGGGCCAAGGCAGUGAAAGUGAAUGUGAAUGCGGAUGGGGUUGAGGACACGUUGAACAAGACUACUACAGCUACUACUUGUACUCCUUCUGCUUUGAAGAAGGGUAUUAUUGACUACACUACCACCAAAGGUGUGGACCCUUUUACCGACAUGAAUGCUUUUUUCCUUUUCAUCGAGAAUCCUAUUCAUGUUUAUGAUACCAAGACCCAAUUGUCUGACAAAGUUCGCAAGUUAAAGAACAAAUACAAGACCAAUGCCACCAAAGCUAAAUUGCCCUCUAACCCCCAUGACCAACAACUCUAUGAUUUGUCCCAAAAGAUCUGGGAUUUUCAAACUAAUGCAGGUAAACCUGAUACCACUAACAAUAACAAGGACAUGGUUCAUGGGAAACCAAUUCUAAAAGAGGGUGCUCUUAACAAGAUGGCAGAAAUUGAAAGAGAAUUGAAGAAGCUUUAA
Messenger RNA from Camellia sinensis, 621 nucleotides. The record is from RefSeq and is a predicted model, not a curated record. NCBI's taxonomy places the organism in Eukaryota, Viridiplantae, Streptophyta, Magnoliopsida, Ericales, Theaceae.